AUGGACUGUAACUGCGUCAGUGAUCUGCUGCUCCCCCCGGUGCCCGCCCUCUGGACGCCAGGGAUCGCCUUCCCAGAGUGGGCCUACAAACCCGAGUCGAGCCCCGGCUCCAGACAGAUCCAGCUGUGGCACUUCAUCCUAGAGCUCCUGCAGAAGGAAGAGUACCAAGGGGUGAUAGCCUGGCAGGGAGACUACGGGGAGUUUGUCAUCAAGGACCCAGACGAGGUGGCCCGACUGUGGGGGAUAAGGAAAUGCAAACCUCACAUGAACUAUGACAAACUGAGCAGGGCUCUAAGGUAUUACUACAACAAGCGUAUUUUGCACAAAACCAAAGGGAAGCGUUUCACCUACAAGUUUAACUUCAGUAAGGUUGUGCUGGUGAACUACCCCAUCCUGGACAUGGCCAGCUCGCCCUUCUUCCUUGCCCAGAACCAUUUCAACGGGGGCUCCACCACACCAGACUGCAGCCCAGAGGCCAUACAGUCCUUGUUUCCUCGUUUGCCAGACACCAGCAGAGGAACCUCCCUUUUCGAUCGGGGGACCACAGCACCAGGAGCUGAAGGGGACAAACUGAGACUGGACUCAUUUCCUUUCCUAAGUUCAGGUGCACCGUGCUAUUCAAAACCCCCGUCCCUGCUGGGCCCGUACCCUCGCAACCCACCCUUUGACUACCCCUGGGGCUUCAACCCCUACCUCCCAGGGGCCUUCUCUCUCAACAACUGCCCCAAACUGCCCCCUGGCUCCCUCUACCCCUCCCAGUUUUACCCCAACCCCUUGCAGAGCAGCCUUUCACAGCUGCCUCACCCCUUCUCCUCCCUGCUCCCGCCUGGAGAGGCAGGUGGGGGUGAGAGGGGAGCAGCGGGGCAAACUGGCGGGACAAAUGGCACAGCGGGCGGUCAGCCGGCCAGACUCUGCCUGCCGCCGUACCAGGGCAGCCUGUCGAUGGGUCGGACAGAUAUUGGCAGCGGGGCGACACUGGGAGAAAGGGUGGAGCCCAAUCCUCCGGGUAUGGGGUUGACCUUGGGCCUGGGAGCGGUCAGCUUAGGAGCCGGGACUGGGACAGACCAGCAGAGCCCCACAGAGAGAAGAGGAGGGGUGAAGCAGGACCCAGAGUCAGACUCAGACCUGGAGAUAACAGAUCUGAGCGACUGCAGCUCGGACAAUGAAAACGAGCAUGAAUUUGGCAUUCGGAAGGAAUCCAGCCAUGCGAACCGAUCACAGCUUGUGUUAGAUGGGAAGAAAGGAAGCGUAUUGCCUCCCGUCUCCUCUCUUCCUCCACCAGUGUCCCCACAUCCACUCAAGAGUCUGAUGCCCAUUACUCCUCCUCCCCCAUCCCUGCCUAGGUCACUCUCACCUUCCAUGGCUCUGCAUGAAAGACACAGGGAGACAGAGACUCUCAAACUGAUACACAGCUAA
This is a messenger RNA of Pelmatolapia mariae (spotted tilapia), 1416 nucleotides long. RefSeq names its product Ets2 repressor factor like 1 (gene erfl1). Lineage: Eukaryota; Metazoa; Chordata; Actinopteri; Cichliformes; Cichlidae. The record is from RefSeq and is a predicted model, not a curated record. Gene Ontology annotation, cellular component: nucleus. Gene Ontology annotation, biological process: regulation of transcription by RNA polymerase II; cell differentiation. The coding region runs from base 1 to 1416 and encodes 471 amino acids. Gene Ontology annotation, molecular function: DNA-binding transcription factor activity, RNA polymerase II-specific; sequence-specific DNA binding. The transcript has 5 exons.